AUGAGCGAUAUUUCAAAUUGUGACCAAAACAACAGCAUAUAUGGUUUGUCGAAUACUGAACUGUGCCCAUUGGCUGAGCUUGGUUGCACAAAAGAUCAAAAGGCAGCAACAAUUGAAAAACAUUUUACUACAGAAGAACAUCAAAAACGUCUUGUGAUAUUGGCACAAAAUAUUAUCGAAAACAAGACGAGUAACUCAAAUCACGAUAGUAACACAAAUGGCACAACAGAAAACCUUUACAAGACACAUGAAAACAUUUCAAAAAAUGUAGAAAGGCUUGAGACACUCAAAGAUCAACUUCUUCAUUUGAGUUCAACUAUACUUCAAACCCAGAAUCUAUUAAAAUCGUUUCCAACAGAGAUAGAUGACACAAAACAAAACAAUGAGAUACAAAGAAAUGAAAUUAAUGUUAUGGGUAUUAAUGAACAAGUUUUAGAAUCUGAGGCUAACAUUCUUAAACAACAAGUUGAAUAUAGAAAUCAAUUAGCAAAAUCUCAUAUAUUAGAUGGCAGUAUGAUUUGGAGAAUAGAAAAUGUUCUCGAAAAAAUGUACGAUGCACAAUCUGAACGUCAAACAAGUAUUUAUUCACCGGUAUUCUUUACUUCUGAGUCUGGGUAUAAAUUAUGUGUCCGACUGUAUCUUAAUGGUGAUGGUAGUGCACGCGGAACCCAUGUAUCUAUUUUUCUGAUUAUUCUUCGUGGUCCAUACGAUGCACUCUUACAAUGGCCAUUUUCCUAUCGAGUAUCGUUUUGUCUCUAUGAUCAACAAACUAUAAUGGAAUCAGGUGAACUAAAACAGGCUAAACAUAUUAUUGAAUCAUUCCGACCGGAUACAAAAAGUUUAAGCUUUCAGCGACCAUCUCUUUCAAUGAAUAUUGCAUCAGGAAUUCCAAAAUUUAUUUCUUUAGAUGAGUUUAAUGUGCCAGCACCACUAAAUCGAUAUGUCAUUAAUGAUACCAUGUUCAUUAAAGUUUUGAUAGAUUUCAUCGGAGUACCAAGAUCGAUGAGUGCAUUUAUUUUUAGUCUUAAUUGUGCUUUACCUAAAGAAAUACAACGAAAACUAGUUGAUGAAGAAAUCAAACGUCGUGCAGAGCAAGUUGCUAGUUAA
Rotaria socialis is the source of this 1107-nucleotide messenger RNA. The record is from the annotation of a GenBank genome assembly. NCBI's taxonomy places the organism in Eukaryota, Metazoa, Rotifera, Eurotatoria, Philodinida, Philodinidae.